CCGCCCCCACCCCGGUGGCUCCGCCCCUGCGGGCACCGGCGGAAGUGGAUCGGGACACGCAGGGCCCCCCCGGCGCGGCCGCCGCCGCCGCCAUGGCCGCUGUGUGGCAGCAGGUGCUGGCUGUGGAUGCGAGGUACGCCGCCUACCGCACCCCUCGCUGGCCCCAGUUCCGGACCCAGUACGUGCGGCGCCGGAGCCAGUUGCUGCGGGAACAGGCGCAAGGAGGAGCCCUGGAGGGCAACACCCGGCGCUGGUACCUGCGGGUGCGCAGCCGGCUCCUGGCCCAGCGCUAUGGGUCCCUGUCGGAGCAGAGCAGCUGCCGGGCCCACAGCAGCAGUGCCCUCCGCGCCAGCCGCACCACACUGGACCGCAUGGAGGACUUUGAGGACGACCCUCGGGUAGCACGAGGACAUCGGCGCUCCCUGAGCCGCGGCUCCCACCCUGGGGUGCCCCGGGGGGGGCCAGAUGAGCGCCCCCCCGGUGUGGUGCCCACCCCAUUGGCCGAAGCCAGCCGUGCCAUGGCCGGUGACACCACCCUGAGCGAGAACUACGCCUUUGCCGGCGUCUACCACGUCUUCGACCAACACACGGACAGCGCCGUACCAAAGGUGCAGUUCGCCCACGACGACCGGCACUUGUUGGCCUGUUGCUCUCUGGACGGCACCAUCUCCGUGUGCCGCCUGGCACCGGGACCACCGGCAGUGCUACAGGUGUUGCGGGGUCACGGUGCUGGUGUAGCCGAUUUCGCCUGGUCCCUGUCCAACGAUGUCCUGGUGUCGGCUUCAUUGGAUGGGACCCUGAGGCUCUGGGCUCCGGUUGACGGCCGCUGCAUCCGCCGUGUGCCUGACCCCGAUGGUGCUGCCCUGCUCUGCUGUGCAUUCCAGCCGCUCAACAACAACCUCACUGUGGUUGGCAGCGCCCGGCACAUGGUGCGUGUGGUGAACAUCUCCACCGGGAAGCCAGCACGUGGUGGUGCCGGUCGCUUACCGGGACGGGUCCUGGCUCUUUGCUUCGAUGCCCUCGGCCGCAUCCUAUGGGCUGGAGACGACCGAGGCUCCGUCUCCUCCUUCCUCUGUGACCCUGGCACUGGGAGGCUGACGAAGGCCUCGCGGGUGGUGGUACAGGCAGGAGGCUCCAUCACAUCCUUGUCCGCACGGGCAUGGGCCAGUCGGGAGGCUCCUGACCCAUCACUGCUGGUUAAUGCCUGUCCCGACCGACUGUUGCUGUUCAGGGUGGUGGAAGAGGAGGGUUCGGGGGCACCAGGGCUGAGGCUGCGACGAAGCUUCCCCACCAAGCACCGGGAGCAGCCCCUAAGGAGCUGCUUCUGUCCCCUCAUGUCCUUCCGCCAGGGAGCAUGUGUGGUGACAGGCAGCGAGGACGCCUGUGUUCACUUCUUCGACGUGGGUCGCACAGCUCGAGCCACCGUUAACACCCUCCAGGGCCACGGUGGGGCCGUGUUGGCUGUUGCCUUCAACUGCGACGAGAGCCUGUUGGCCUCCAGCGACACCACCGGUACAGUCAUCGUGUGGCGUCGGCAGCACGCCUGACAACCCCCCCCCGCAACCGAGUGUUGUUGUGUGUACCCCUUAACACGGCACAGACCCCCCUCUGUGGUCAACAAGCGUGUUUGCCCCAGUGCUAUGGGGCUAGAAGAGGUA
Melopsittacus undulatus (budgerigar) is the source of this 1658-nucleotide messenger RNA. RefSeq names its product WD repeat domain 13 (gene WDR13). Gene Ontology annotation, molecular function: protein binding; promoter-specific chromatin binding. The record is from RefSeq and is a predicted model, not a curated record. The transcript has 10 exons. The coding region runs from base 93 to 1547 and encodes 484 amino acids. NCBI's taxonomy places the organism in Eukaryota, Metazoa, Chordata, Aves, Psittaciformes, Psittaculidae. Gene Ontology annotation, cellular component: nucleus.